This is a messenger RNA of Entamoeba invadens IP1, 759 nucleotides long. RefSeq lists its product as hypothetical. The record is from RefSeq and is a predicted model, not a curated record. Lineage: Eukaryota; Evosea; Mastigamoebida; Endamoebidae. The transcript has 2 exons. Bases 1 to 759 code for a protein of 252 amino acids.
AUGGUAAUGAACGACCUGAAACAGGUUUUACACAAUGGAAUUGGAUUGACACCACUUAUGGUCAAGUUGGCUCUCUUAGUUGAUGGCACGAGUAAAGCAAUAAACAUAGUUAUUGCGAUCAUUCAACACCAUUUUCCUCCAAAAGCACUUCCAAUGUUAAUGGAAGUUUCUGUUCUGCCGCCGGAGUGGUAUAUUUCGGUAUCAAUGGGCAUCGUUGUGUCAUUGGUGUGGUUCUAUUAUACAAUUGCUCUUCACAUUCCUCUUGCUUCGUUAUUCAUCACACACAAAAACAAGUAUUACUUCACGCUCUCAUUCCUUUCCGCACUUCUUUUUUCCGUCCUUCUCUUUGUGUGUCCUCUUUAUAAACUGUUCCCUCCUAAUUACAUGCUUAAUGGUAUUCCCCUCACUAUGUUUAUUGUGCACUAUUUAUCACUCUUCGCUUAUGGAGGACACUGUUUCGCCUUCUUAGCUAUUGUAUGGAAAACUCCACAACUUCAGAAGCUCGAUAACCUUCAAUUCAGAUGCAAAUACCUUCUCCUUUUAAUGACAUUUCUCCUUGCAAUGACUGCUUUUGUCUUGUACUAUCAAGGUUCCUUAUCUUGUGGUAUAGUAGAUUGUAUUAGUUAUGUUUGUUUGUGUGCAGUGAUUCUAAUGCACAAUUCAGACUAUUCAAAGAUGAUUAAAGCAAAAGAUGAAAUUGAUGCAAUCGAUGGAUUUUCAAAUCAUAUGCGACAAAUUGUCACUUCCAACUCCACAUAA